Messenger RNA from Oncorhynchus mykiss (rainbow trout), 1027 nucleotides. RefSeq names its product fibroblast growth factor 16-like. The record is from RefSeq and is a predicted model, not a curated record. NCBI's taxonomy places the organism in Eukaryota, Metazoa, Chordata, Actinopteri, Salmoniformes, Salmonidae. Gene Ontology annotation, molecular function: growth factor activity.
UGAAUGUGGUAGUAUGAUGCACUGAAACAUGUAGUUUAUUAGCUCUGUGUCAACUUCCAUCCGUGUUUUAAUGAUGAUUGCGGCUUUCAUUCCGGAAUCUGUUCCUUAUUUAAAUGCACCACAAACUAUCACCAGUUUCCUGCUCUUGGUUCCGUGGUGGUUUUAUCAGCAGAAAGACACAGAGAGCCGAGCAGGGAGGUUGUCCUGUUACAGAUCAGAAGACCAGUGAUCCUACAGCGGCAUCAGGACGAGGCCAGAGCGAAAAACACAAAGGCUGCAGCAGCAUCAUACAAUAAUCAAAGUUGGAAUGAAACUAUAUAUUUUUUCAGUAAACUCAUGAUGCGGCACGCAAAGCGGGGAUGCCAGCCAGGCGUGGCUUGCAUUUGAAAAGCCAUUAUGUAUAUAACCAGCCUGUCCGUCUGAUAAACACACUAAUCUAAGUGAUGAGUAGUAAAAGACACGUCAUUAAAUAAAGGAACCGAUUUACCGAAGUUGAGGAGGAGGUGAAAUACGCAUUACGCCGGGUUGCAUACCUUCGUGGCUUUUUGCGCACGAGAUUUGACUUCCUAUGUUGAACGAUAAACUUCCUUGAUUCAACGGACAUUUUAAUUGCAUUAACAGAUCCCUUCAGUUGUGCGCCAUGUCGGAGGUUGGGGGCUUUCUAGGGACACUCGACUUGGAUUUACAGAGUUUCCCCGCACUAGGAAGUAUGCCCUUGGCAGAGGCGCCAGCGGGGUUACUGGAUGAGAGGCUGGGACAGAUCGAGGGGAGGUUACAGCGAGGCUCGCUGACGGAAUUCGAGCACCUUAAAGGGAUUCUGCGGCGGAGGCAGCUGUACUGUCGAACCGGAUUCCAGCUCGAGAUAUUCCCCAACGGGACCGUGUACGGGACAAGACAGGACCACAGCAGAUUCGGUAUCCUAGAGUUCAUCAGUCUGGCUGUAGGGCUGGUCAGUAUUAGAGGAGUGGACGCAGGACUCUACCUGGGCAUGAACGAGAGAGGAGAGCUCUAUGGGUCGGUAAGUUAA